Molecule: messenger RNA, 1219 nt
Organism: Cimex lectularius (bed bug)
Lineage: Eukaryota; Metazoa; Arthropoda; Insecta; Hemiptera; Cimicidae
Gene: Elp4
Product: elongator complex protein 4
Exons: 7
Coding region: 101-1096 (331 amino acids)
Biological process (GO): tRNA wobble uridine modification
Cellular component (GO): elongator holoenzyme complex; transcription elongation factor complex; cytoplasm
Source: RefSeq, a predicted model, not a curated record
AACACAUUAAACGACCACAGGUUAUUUAUUUCUCUUGUUGAUAGUGUAGUUUCUUUCAAACAUUUUCUUUUUAAAUAAUUGAAAUAAAUAUUUUUUAAACAUGACAUCUGAAUCCAACGUAAAACCCAUGAGUUUAUCGAAAGGAAAUGAAUUUGUUGGAACAGGAAUUCCUUCACUGGACGCUGUUAUAGGUGGAGGGUAUCCUGUGGGAUCACUUGUUCUGAUAAAUCAGGAUGAAGAAGGCAUUUAUUCAGACCUAUUUAUGAAAGUGUUUAUAGCCCAAGGUCUUGUUAAUGAUGAUCAUCUGAUUUUUGCUAGUAAUGACUGUGAUACAAAACGAGCGGUUGAACAUUUACCAUGUCUUGCUGAUGUUGAAACUGAAGAAUUGGAAAAAGUGCCCUCUGGAUCAAUGCAAAUAGCCUGGCGAUAUGAAAAACACUACAAACCCCGCAUAGAAGUUAAUCGGUACAGGACUUUGAGUAAUAAUUUCUUCUUCAAACGCUCAGGUUUGCAGGAUAAAUUCAACAGUUCAAAUAUAACUCACUGGCCUGGAAAUGGCCCUGGCACAUUUCAAGAUUUGGAGGAAACUAUUUUGACAGCUUUAAGAGUUAAUAAUUUUCAAAAUAACCGAAAGAGAGAUGAUAAAAGCAUAUUACGGGUUGCCAUACAAAACUUAGGUUCAUUUUUUUGGAACAAUAACCAAAAGGAAAUACCACGUUUUCUCUUUCGGCUGAGGUCGAUUUGCCACUCUUCAAGAGCUGUUUUCCUUAUUACAAUGCCAAAACAUCUUAUGGAGGAGGAUUAUUUUUCUACAAGAAGUGAGCAGAUGAGUGAUAUAGUAAUUUCAUUAGAAGCUCUAAACGGAGAUGCAAAUCCGCUUUACAGCGAAUAUAACGGACUAAUCAAGUUCAUUAAAGUCAGCCCUAUCAGAACCCUUUGUCCGAGUGUAACAGAAGGCAAAGAUUGGGCUUUUAAACUGGUCAAGAAAAAGCUAAUCAUAGUGAGGUUAACACUUCCACCAGAACUAAAUGACUCGACUCAAAGGGAACAAGAUACUUUUUCAUGUGCUACAUCGAACAAAAUUUUACAGUUUUAAUGUAACAUUUUUUAUGUAAAUGUGUAAAUAAAGUUAUACUUUUUUUUUUUUUAUAUCAAAAAUAAGUUUUAACUGAGGGACUAUGGUGGCUGUCAUUAGGACCUCCAAUUCAUGUUUGUCAUG